Molecule: messenger RNA, 1449 nt
Organism: Eimeria tenella
Lineage: Eukaryota; Apicomplexa; Conoidasida; Eucoccidiorida; Eimeriidae
Product: elongation factor G, putative
Exons: 3
Coding region: 1-1449 (482 amino acids)
Biological process (GO): ribosome disassembly
Molecular function (GO): GTP binding; translation elongation factor activity; GTPase activity
Source: RefSeq, a predicted model, not a curated record
AUGGCGGGGCGUGGAGGCAGCAGGCGUCCCUUGCUGCUGCUGCAGCGCCUGCAGCGGCUGCAGCGGCUGCAGCAGCUGCUGCACCUCGCCGUGCUGCUGUGUCUGUGCCUGGACUUCGCGUCCGCCUUCCUAAUCGGAGGCUCCGCGCCUGGCCGGUGUGCGCACCAGCUGCUGCAGCCGCAGCAGCAGCUGCUGCCGCCCCCGCCCUCCCCCCGGUCUCCCCUCCCGCCCCCGCGCCGCAGCAGCAGCAGCAGCAGCAGCAGCAGCCGCGCAAGGGGCCCCCCAGAAAGCAGGGGCCCCUGGGCAGACGUGCCCGUGAGCCGCUUCCGCAACAUCGGAAUUGUGGCGCACAUUGACGCGGGCAAAACGACAACAACAGAAAGAAUUUUAUUUCUGACGGGAGUUUCGCACAACGGGCUGGGGGAGCUGCAGCUGGAGAUCGUGCUGGACCGGCUGCAGCGGGAGCACAAGAUCGCUGCUGCAGCAGGGGCCCCGCAGGUGAGCUACCGCGAAACCGUUGCUGCAGCAGCAGCAGCAAAAGGCCGCUACGUGAAGCAGUCGGGGGGCCGGGGCCACUUCGCCGAAGUCUGGCUGCGGGUGGCCCCGGGGGCCCCCGGCAGCGGCUGCUGCUUCGUGGACGAGAGCCGCGGGGGCUGCGUGGGCCCGUUUGCUGCUGCAGUGCGGGCGGGGGUGCAGCAGCAGCAGCAGCAGGGGCUGCUGCUGGGGGCCCCCCUCGCGGACCUGCAGGUGACCCUCUUCGACGGGGCCCACCACCCCGUCGACAGCAGCGAGCUCGCCUUCCAGCUCGCGGGGGCCCUCGCCCUCAAGGGGGCCCUCAGCAGGGCCCAGCCGCUGCUGCUGGAGCCCCUCGUGCUGCUGCAGAUCUGCUGCCCCCCGCAGUUCCUGGGGGCCGUCGUGGCCGACCUGGCGGCCCGCCGCGGCGCCGUGCUGCAGCUGCGCGACGCCCCGGGUGUACGUACACCCGACGCCCGCGCGCCCCACGCGCAGCCGCAGCCCUGGGGUGUACGUACACCUGCCAAGGUCCUGCACGCGCACGUGCCGCUCGCCGAGCUCUUCAACUACACAACUGUUCUUCGUUCGCUUUCCCACGGAAGAGCCUCCGCCUCCUCUUCCUUCCUCAACGGGAAGCAACCGGCGGCUGGUGCUGCGGCUGAUGCUGCUGCUGCUGCUGCUGCAGCUGAUGCUGCAGCUGAUGCUGCAGCUGAUGCUGCAGCUGAUGCUGCAGCUGAUGCUGCAGCUGAUGCUGCAGCUGAUGCUGCAGCUGAUGCUGCAGCUGCUGCUGCGAGAGCCGGACUGCAGGGCAGAAGCAGCUGCUGGGACCGGCAGCACCGCAGCGCCCCGCUGUCGCGGCUGCUGCUGCUGUUGCUGCUGCUGCUGCAGCAGUUGCUGCUGCUGCGGAGAGCUGCACACGCGCUCUGUAUUGACUAA